Messenger RNA from Paramacrobiotus metropolitanus, 1636 nucleotides. RefSeq names its product complement C3-like. The coding region runs from base 1 to 933 and encodes 310 amino acids. NCBI's taxonomy places the organism in Eukaryota, Metazoa, Tardigrada, Eutardigrada, Parachela, Macrobiotidae. The record is from RefSeq and is a predicted model, not a curated record. The transcript has 5 exons. Gene Ontology annotation, molecular function: endopeptidase inhibitor activity.
AUGACUAUUGCAUUAGUUAGCGCCGGCCCGGUGCAGCAUUUUAUCACGACGAAUGUCAACGAUUCUUCUUCCUUUGUGACCAAUGCCUACAAGUCAUACGCUCGAGCGUCCGAAAGGCGUUUGUGCUCCAGCCGCUAUGCUGAGCAUACAACGGACUGUUCCACUUAUUUGACUUAUUAUCCCUCCUUCCCGCGCUUGUACGAUGAGGAUGAUGGCGAUGUCGGUAGGGCUUAUGGGACGUCUACAUUCGCAUCGUGGCACUAUAAUACUGCUGCCAAAAGUGGAAACCGUGAUGUGGAAAAACAGCAAACUGGUCAUUGGAGCGGCAACGUCCAGCGGAGUUUCUUGAUCGAAACCGCUUUUGCGGACGCCGACGGAAAUGUCGUGUUGCACCGCAAAUUACCCGAUACGGCUACAACAUGGUUCAUCCAAGCUUUUAGCCUGAGCAACACCAGCGGUUUAGCGGCUUCUAAGCUGGUUAAGCUGAAAGCAUCCAGCCAGUUCUUCGUCGCCGCAAACCUGCCAUUUGGCAUUAUUUGCAACGAGAUCCUCACCGUCAAAGUCAUCGUCUUCAAUUACAUGUCCCAACAACAGAACGUUACGGUUACGCUGAAACUUUGUCAUCCUGAUAACACAACGGAAACGGACAUUCGAACAGUGUUCUGCACACCGAACCAACCUUCCGCAACAGUUUUUGCCGUCCUGUCGGAACAAACCGGUGACCUAAGCUUGGAAGUCACAGCUGAGUGCGAAUUGGCAUUGCACAGAACUGAGAAAGUGUUGCCGGUAAAAUCGGAAUUCAUUUAUCCGAGUAAAACUAACGACAUUCCCGGAUCACAGUCAUCGGAUGAUGCGAGUAUGUCCCAACACAGACUGCGGCGUUUGAUGUUAAUGUUUCCUGCAGCAUUGUUUCUGCUAAAGAAACCCGCCUAAGCGUCUGCACAAGUUAUCUGGAAAAAGGUGCAAGUAAAAUGGCUGUUAUGGAGAUCAAUGCGGCUGUCUGGUUACCAGUUUAAUCCGGAAGAAACUCGUCUCCUUCCGCGCACGGUGGCUUCACUGCUGAAGGGCUACUUGGACAACAAGAACAGCAGUGUCAACCUGGUUUUCAAUGAUUACUUAAUAAUCCGUUUUUUUACUAGUAACUGUUGCACAAAAAACAUCUUGUUAGAUGAUAAAGCAAAGCAAUUAUUUCGCUACGCUUUACUGAAUCCACCAUUCCGGGAGACGUUGUAAUUACACAGUAGUCCUUGCCAUUGCUUUUGCGAAUCUGCGAUUAUUGUUCCUGGUUUAUUUUAUAGACUGCACCGAAUGCCAACUGUUUCGCUGUAACUAUGUACCGCAUCUAUACAGUGGACAAUCCGAAGCAACAAACCGUUUCCGUCUACCACUACCGCAAUCCUGAAGAGCAUACAACCAUAUUCUAUGGGCCGACAAUUUAGUAUAAAUUCGUCAGCACACGGUUCUGCUUAGGACAUAUUCUGUAUGUGCCGUUUUUCAAGUUUUCUCGUUUUGACCGUGAAUUCUUUAAAUGAUCUGUUCUGCCGUCCGUCGUAAAAGCCCAUUUUUCUGGUAAUCCCCAUGGUUGCUUCUUGUUACCCUGUGCGCAGCGCCGCUUUGUCGUUUUUUUUUUGUUAAC